Echinococcus granulosus is the source of this 699-nucleotide messenger RNA. RefSeq lists its product as hypothetical. NCBI's taxonomy places the organism in Eukaryota, Metazoa, Platyhelminthes, Cestoda, Cyclophyllidea, Taeniidae. The record is from RefSeq and is a predicted model, not a curated record. The transcript is spliced from 7 exons. The coding region runs from base 1 to 699 and encodes 232 amino acids.
AUGGAAAAUGAUGAAGAAACUACUUUUGGAAAUAGAAUGAUCUGUGUAGUUGUAUUCAAUUUAACUCAAAAUGACUGUUUUGAGGGUAUAAACAAAACUUAUGGGAAUCAUUUGUGGUGUGUUCACACAAUUUCAAGUUUACAAAAUUGUCUAAAAUUAGUAGAUGUAAAAGAGCUAAUAAAAAGUCUAAGCAGUAGAAUCACUUCUCCUUUGCUUUCCGCUCCUUACAGCAAAGUCGAUUUGAAAUGUCUCUUGGUCUUUGACAAACCAAGUCGGUCAGUGGACCCUCUUCAAAAUGCUGCUUGCUAUUUGUCUCAAUUAACUGUUCAAAAUUUCAUCCACAAACUCCUCGUCAUCGGUGAAUUAGUAGAGCUCUCAACGACACUAUUAAAGGCACAAUCCAAGGAAAUCUCAGAAGAAAAUAAGACUAUCGGUCGGUUACUGAAUUUGAAUGCGAAAUAUUCGUGCAACCGUACGCAAAGUGAUUCAUCAAGUUCACAUUGUUGGGAUGAUUUCCUCCAAAAAUUUUAUUUGAAGGACCUAAAAGCCACAAAUGGCAAGAAAAAUCCUAAUGAUCCCAUUGCUAUGAAAGUCAGCGGAAACAACAGCCAUUUAUCUGCUUUAACAGCACAUGAGAAGCCUCAAGCUGAGGUACUGCAUCAAUGUAUAGCGAAAAAAGAAAAAAAACAUCAAAUCUAA